UAAACUAUGGCAUCCCCUACACACAUACAUGUAACUUACUUUACGUUGACAUCACUGUCACUUUAAUUGAAAUAAACAAAACAGUCUUGUACUGCACGUAAACGGAAUAACACAUGGCGCAGCCGGAUAAGGAAUGAAAACACGGAGUGGGGCUGAAUUGAAGCAAGAUAAAAGCGAAGACAGCACGGACGACGAAGGUGAUGACUUCAAAAUGGCCAAUAGUAGCAGCACUUAUGGUAGUUUGGACGUGAGACGCCCUGAUCCCCUAAAGUUUGAUGGUAAUGUUGCAGAGCAAUGGCGUGUUUUCAAACAAAAUUUUGAUAUAUACGCCAUAGCCAUUGAUUUGGAAGAAAGAAAAGAACAGCAAAAAGUUGGAAUAUUUCUCAAUGCGUGUGGUCCAGAAACAAUUGAAAUUUUUAACACUUUUGGACUUACAGUGGAACAGAAGAAGAAUUAUGAUGCAGUUUUUGCGGCAGUUGAAAAUUACUGCACGCCAAAAAAAAAUGAGGUGUAUGAAGCUUUUAGAUUCAAUUCGCGGAAGCAGGAGGAGGGGGAGCCAUUCGAAUCGUAUUUGCUUGACUUGCGCAAAAGAGUGAAACAUUGUGGGUAUACGGACAUGGAUAGAAUGAUUCGAGACAACAUUGUUAUUGGGACAAACAGUCAAAAGCUGCAGAAAAAACUCUUAGAAACAGAAAAUUUGACUUUGAGCAGAGCCAUUGAAAUCGCGCGCGCUGCUGAGCUAGUGGACAAAUAUACAAAUGAAAUGCAACAACAAAGCAAAUGCACAACAGUGAAUGCAAUAAGAUCACACAAACAAAUUUCGCAAAAUAGCGGUGCGCGCAAUACAAUAGAAAAUACUAAAAGUUUGAGCAAAGAAAAUGUACGAGUUAAGCAUAAUUCAAGACAAAGUGCUAAUUGUAAAUUUUGUAAAGGGGUUCAUGAGUUUGGCAAAUGCCCAGCCUUCGGGAAAAAAUGCAACAACUGCGGUCGUUUAAAUCAUUUUAGCGUUGCGUGUUAUAGCUCACAAGUUCACGAAAUAAAAGAGAGUGACGAAAAAAGGGAAAGUGGCGAUGAUAUUGUUUUGCAUAAUAUUGAAGACUUAUCAGUGGGUCGGAAAAGAUGGUAUGAAAAAAUCAGAGUGAAUGAUUGCCUCAUAAAUUUUAAGUUGGAUACGGGUGCCGACGUUAAUAUUUUGCCUUACAAGUAUUUUAUAAAAUACAUGAAAAAUACGAUGCUCUAUGAAGGUGGUUUGCCACCACGCAGUUAUAGUGGAGCUGAGUUGGAUUACAAAGGUGUAAUUCAAUGUUUAGUGAUGUGCCGAAAUGAAAUAAAGACUUUACAAUUCACGGUUGUUGAUACACCAUACGAACCUUUGUUAGGACUAUCAGCGUGUGAGCAGCUUAAUCUUAUAAAGCGUGUAAACGUCAUUCGUGAAGCAACAAGGGAUGAAUUUAUACGAAACUAUAGAGAUGUUUUUGAAGGCACGGGAUGUUUUGUGACGAACUUGGAUAUCCAGGUAAAGAAAAAUUCGGUUCCGGUGGUAAAACCAGCAAGGAGAAUCCCACAGUCGUUAGCAGAAAAAGUCAAAAAUGAGUUACACAAAAUGGUAGAAAAUGGAAUAAUUGAACGCAUGGAUGGUCCUAUUGAACGUGCCUCUAAUCUUGUAGUUGUUGAGAAGAAAUCAGGUAAACUUCGUUUGUGCAUAGACCCGCAAGAUUUAAAUGCAGACAUUUUAUCGGAAAAUCAUACGAUUCCAUCAUUUGAAUCUAUAUCGGAAAAUUUUUAUACAUCGCUGAUCUGUUGUCUCGAUACUUUGAUGAGGACAAUAACGCGCCCGAUAUUGAAGAUCUUAACGAAUUCGUCCAUUCAUUAAACAUCACCGACGAACGCCUAAACAGUUUUCGAAUCGAGAUAGAAAAAGAUAAGCAUUUAACGCAGUUGAAACAAGUUUUAAUAAAUGGCUGGCC
Messenger RNA from Rhagoletis pomonella (apple maggot), 1967 nucleotides. RefSeq lists its product as uncharacterized. Bases 134 to 1873 code for a protein of 579 amino acids. The record is from RefSeq and is a predicted model, not a curated record. Lineage: Eukaryota; Metazoa; Arthropoda; Insecta; Diptera; Tephritidae. The transcript is spliced from 2 exons.